AAAAAGAAACUCGGAAUCAAAAAAUUCAAUGCAAAUUGCAAAGACGUGUUGAGCUGUUUCCCUUUCUUAUUCCACUUUCCAUUUACCUCGUAGUAUAAGUGCUUGUGUCUCAGAAAUUUGUAUUAGGUUUGUGUUGAUACCCCGUUUAUUGCAAAGGUUGUAGAGUUGGGUGGAACCUGUUCUCUCUCUCUCUCUCUCUCUCUCUCUCUGCCAAUGUCACAAUGGUGUAGCGACGCUUUGCUUUGCUUUCACCACGCGUCUCUCACCAUUAUCAUUCCUCUUUCCAUUUUCCCUUUUCCGACAAUGACAUUUAACUCCUAGUCCCUUUUUCUUCUUCUUCUUCUUCUUCUUCUUCUUCUUCCUCCAUUUAAGGUUUUGGUGUUUCUGGUUAGUUUCGUCAGAGAGAUCAGGGUCCUCCAAAAAAGACAAAAAUAUAUACUAAAAAUGGCACCUUUGUUCAGCUGGGGUGCGAAAGAGAGCCACCGUGGAACACCGGUGGUGGUGAAGAUGGAGAACCCAAACUGGUCCAUGGUGGAGCUCGAGGGUCCUUCCGACGAAGACUUGAUCAUUGGUGGUGGUGGUGAACAUUCGAGUCGCGCAGGGGAAAAAAGAAGAGGCAAAAACGCAAAGCAACUCACCUGGGUUCUUCUCCUUAAAGCACAUAAAGCCGCCGGUUGUUUAGCCUCCGUAGCACCGGCAUUGUACGUCCUGGCCUCCGCCGUGAAGCGCCGCGUGGCCUCCGGAAGAACAGACGAGGACGCAGACUCCGGCGGCAGGGAGAACGAGAACCCAACGGUGAAGAGCAGAUUCUACUCUUUCAUCAAGGUUUUUCUGUGGCUUUCGGUGGCACUCUUGUGUUUUGAAAUUGCUGCGUAUUUGAAAGGGUGGCAUUUGGGUUCUCCAAGUCUUCAGUUGGAAUUUUAUUUGCUUUGGUCACCUUCUUUUGGAGUGAAGGAUUUCUUCGAUUGGCUUUAUUCUCGGUGGGUUUUGGUUCGUGUGGAGUACCUUGCUCCACCUCUUCAGUUUCUCGCCAAUGUGUGUAUUAUUCUCUUUAUCAUUCAGAGUUUCGAUAGGCUUCUUCUCUGCUUGGGUUGUUUCUGGAUCCGAUUUAAGAAGAUCAAACCCAUCCCCAAAGAUGCACCUCUGGAUCUUGAAUCUGGAGAGAAAGGUUACUUCCCCAUGGUGCUUGUUCAGAUCCCCAUGUGCAAUGAGAAAGAGGUUUACCAGCAAUCUAUUGCGGCCGUGUGCAAUUUGGAUUGGCCAAAGUCCAAGUUGUUGAUUCAGGUGCUUGAUGAUUCUGAUGACCCAACAACGCAGUUGCUGAUCAAGGAGGAGGUGCAAAAAUGGCAACAUGAGGGUGCCAACAUUUUCUACCGCCAUCGCGUCAUUAGGGAUGGUUACAAGGCUGGGAACCUGAAAUCCGCCAUGAAUUGUAGCUAUGUCAAGGACUAUGAGUUCGUUGCAAUCUUUGAUGCUGACUUUCAACCCACACCAGAUUUCCUUAAGAGAACAGUUCCUCAUUUUAAGGAUAAUGAGGAACUAGCACUUGUUCAAGCAAGAUGGUCUUUUGUGAAUAAGGAUGAGAACCUGUUAACCAGGUUGCAGAACAUUAACCUAUCAUUCCAUUUCGAGGUGGAGCAACAAGUCAAUGGCAUUUUCAUUAAUUUCUUUGGCUUCAAUGGCACUGCUGGGGUGUGGAGAAUCAAGGCCUUGAAUGAUGCUGGUGGUUGGUUGGAGAGAACCACUGUUGAGGACAUGGACAUUGCUGUUAGAGCUUAUCUCCAUGGCUGGAAAUUUAUCUUCCUCAAUGAUGUUGAGUGCCAGUGCGAGUUACCAGAAUCUUAUGAAGCUUAUAGGAAACAACAACAUAGAUGGCAUUCUGGGCCAAUGCAAUUGUUCCGCCUUUGUUUGCCUGACAUCAUACGGGCCAAGAUAAGCAUAUGGAAGAAAUUCAAUAUGAUAUUCCUAUUCUUCCUUCUUAGAAAGCUUAUAUUGCCCUUCUAUUCAUUUACCCUUUUCUGCAUAAUUCUACCCAUGACAAUGUUCGUGCCCGAAGCUGAGCUUCCUUUUUGGGUUGUUUGCUACAUACCUGCCACAAUGUCAUUCCUCAACAUUCUUCCAGCUCCCCGAGCCUUCCCUUUCAUUGUUCCCUAUCUCCUAUUUGAGAACACAAUGUCUGUUACAAAAUUCAAUGCCAUGAUCUCCGGACUAUUCCAGCUCGGCAGUGCUUACGAGUGGGUGGUCACCAAGAAAUCGGGUCGUUCCUCUGAGGGUGAUCUAGUCUCACUGAUUGAAAAAGGACCAAAGCCUCAAAGAGGGUCCUCUGAACCUGAUCUUGAGGAAAUGAAAGAGGAAAUGCGGAGGCAGGAGCAAAAAGCUGCCAAGAAGAAGAAGCACAACAGAAUAUAUAUGAAGGAGCUUGCAUUGGCUUUCCUACUUCUAACAGCCGCAACAAGGAGUCUCCUUUCUGCACAGGGAAUCCACUUCUACUUCUUGCUAUUCCAGGGUAUAUCAUUCCUUUUGGUUGGUUUAGACUUGAUUGGUGAACAGGUAGACUAAAGUGACAGGAUUCUGUACUAUGUAGAGAGACACAUGCAUGAAAUUUCAUACACGGAAAAACAAGGGUGGACAAUGAGGCCCCCUAUGGUACGAAUCAACCCAAGAAAAAUACACUUUAUGGAAUGGAGGCAGUGAGAGGAGGACCCCAGAGUGCUUCGUAUCAUGCACAUGCUCAUGUUUCACCCUCCAAGAAUUCCACCAACUGCAAGACUAUACUGUGCUACGUUCGAGAGAAAUAAACAAUAUAUGAUGGGGGAACGGGUACAUUAGAACCCCGGUUAGGGCCUUUGAUUCAAUGUGUAAGUUCACCCUUAUUUCUUUUAUUCAUUUUUGUAAUUUUAUGUGGAUUCUUUCUUGCCAGAUCAAUUCUUUUGUUACAAAA
This is a messenger RNA of Arachis duranensis, 2941 nucleotides long. RefSeq names its product probable xyloglucan glycosyltransferase 12. Gene Ontology annotation, cellular component: Golgi apparatus. Gene Ontology annotation, molecular function: glycosyltransferase activity. The record is from RefSeq and is a predicted model, not a curated record. Bases 445 to 2559 code for a protein of 704 amino acids. The transcript is spliced from 5 exons. Lineage: Eukaryota; Viridiplantae; Streptophyta; Magnoliopsida; Fabales; Fabaceae.